CCAUAGACGAAGCUUGUCGCGAUCUUCUCUGCAUCUUACAGCACCUUCAGCGCCAUGGGAGCUGAUGGUGGAUCUAUCCCGGAUCGUACAGAUCUCGUCAAGACAAAGGCAAGGACAGUUCAGACUGACAAAGCGUAUCUAAGAGAAUUGUUUCUCUUCUGCGCUCUCAGCAAGAGGAUACUCUCAAAGCCUGUAGUCAUUGACCCGCUUGGGAAACUGUACAACAAAGAUGCGUUGAUAGAGUACUUUCUGGACAAGUCCAAAUAUGGGGAUGGAGAUCAAAUCUGUGGAUAUCUCAAGGGCGUCAAGGAUGUUCUCACGCUCAACCUCACCGACAACCCUGAGUAUUCUCCCCCAGCAUCUUCUACGACCGUCUCAGCACCUCUCAAAGCACCUUUUGUGUGCCCCUUGUCCCUCAAAGAAAUGAAUGGAGCAGUACCGUUCAUCGCUCUUCGGCCUUGUGGCUGUGUCUUCUCCGACGCUUCAAUUCGAGCCGUCAUUCCGAAUCUGACCAGAGGCGUUGGAAAAUCUCAGAACAACCUGGAUGAUAGACCAGACGAAGCCAAGCCCGUCGUCUCUACAUCCUCCUCCUCCAACAUGGUCACUUGUCCGAAUUGCGGAAAAGAUUUGGAUCCGACUCUCAGUACGUCCAUACUUCCUAUCAACCCGAGUAAAGAGGUCCAAGAAAUAUUACUGGAGCAGCUUUUGAUCGCUCGUGCAAGCGCAAAGGCCUCGAAGAAGAGAAAGGCGGUCAAUCACGAUGUAGAUGUCCCAGUCAAGUCUGUCAAGACGUCGGCUGCUAUCGUCGCAGCACCUCUGUCUCCCAAAAACGGCGCAGAUCGGACGGAAAAGGAACGCCCCAAAUCCGGCAAACCUGCUGUACCCUCAGUCGUGGCUCACAACACUCUGAAUCGCUCGGUCCACCAAAAGCUCGCUGAGGUCGAAGCGAAGCGAUUGGCAGGUCAAGCGGGAAUGAGCGAUGCUGUCAAAGCAAUGUUCAGACCGAAAGAAGAGGCCAAAAAGGGAGGAGCGCAAGACUUUUUCGGUCGGACGUUCAAUAGGUAUGCCUAGGUCUGGUCGCAGUGACUCUGUGUCGUCCGUCCGAUGGUGUCUGUAGAGUCUCAAUUUCAUGUAGUCGUAGUAGAAAUCAUACGUUGUAUGCACCUUUUCAUCGUG
This is a messenger RNA of Kockovaella imperatae, 1176 nucleotides long. RefSeq names its product Rtf2 RING-finger-domain-containing protein. Gene Ontology annotation, biological process: mitotic DNA replication termination; site-specific DNA replication termination at RTS1 barrier. Bases 55 to 1071 code for a protein of 338 amino acids. Gene Ontology annotation, cellular component: nucleus. Lineage: Eukaryota; Fungi; Basidiomycota; Tremellomycetes; Tremellales; Cuniculitremaceae. The transcript is spliced from 4 exons. The record is from RefSeq and is a predicted model, not a curated record.